Messenger RNA from Exaiptasia diaphana, 1386 nucleotides. Its product is annotated as mortality factor 4-like protein 1. The record is from RefSeq and is a predicted model, not a curated record. Lineage: Eukaryota; Metazoa; Cnidaria; Anthozoa; Actiniaria; Aiptasiidae. The transcript has 2 exons. Gene Ontology annotation, cellular component: nucleus; NuA4 histone acetyltransferase complex. Bases 67 to 963 code for a protein of 298 amino acids. Gene Ontology annotation, biological process: regulation of DNA-templated transcription; chromatin organization.
CAUUGUAGUGAAUUUUCGCCGGUUUAGUGAGUCAGCGUAUAUUUAGGCUCAAAAAUAAGCUUACUAAUGCCGCCAAAGUUGAAGUUUGCCGAAGGAGAACGUGUGCUUUGUUUCCACGGGCCUUUAAUMUAUGAAGCUAAAUGUAUGAAGGGACAAGUUAAGGAAAAAACACCGCGUUAUCUGAUUCACUACAACGGCUGGAACAAGAAUUGGGACGAGUGGGUACCUGAAAGUCGUGUUCUGAAAUUUAACGAAGCUAAUCUGAUGAAGCAGAAGGAACUUAGGGAACAAAUCAAAAACAAGAAGCCAAGAAAAAAGCAAGARAAAACGCCCAUAACUACUGAGACUGACAAAAAUCUUAAACGUGAAGAACCCCAAGCAGGAACUGGACAGACMAGAAGAAAGAGAGCCAGGCUAAAUAAUCCAGACAAUGAUGAAAACUAUGUCUCUCGGUUAGAUGUAAAAAUAAAUAUACCUGAUGAUCUAAAGCAGUGGUUAGUUGACGAUUGGGAUCUAAUAACAAGACAAAAACAGCUUGUUCCUCUUCCAAGAAAAAAGACAAUAGCAGAUAUAUUAGAUGAAUAUGCUAAACAUAGGGCAAAGAAUCCUAACGGCAUCAAGCCCGGUGUGGCACAAGAGGUUGUUGAUGGAGUCCAAGAAUACUUCAAUGUCAUGCUAGGAACUCAAUUGUUGUAUAAAUUUGAGCGUCCACAGUAUGGGGAUUUGCUCUCAGAAAACCCUAAUCUACCAAUGUCUCAAAUCUAUGGUUCUGAACACUUGCUUAGACUMUUUGUUAAGCUUGGUAAUGCCUUGUCAUAUUCAAAUCUUGAGGACAAAAGUAUACGAUUUGUUGUUAGUCAUAUUCAUGAUUGCUUGGACUACUUGGCAGCUAAUGCAGAUAGCUUAUUUUCAACUGAUUAUGAAACAGCUACUCCUGAAUAUCACAGACGUGCGGCUUCAUAGGAUCAUCAUUUUAGUAGUGUCAUCAACUGGUUUACUUCAGGGAACUUCUGUCAAUAGUUUACACAAACUGGUAGCCAUUGGCYGAAGCAGAGAGACUUGUUUACUAUGCAUCUAAUUUUUUAACUAAAAAUGUAUCCAUUGGACAUUUAUUUCUCCAUUUUCUUUAGUGUAGAUAUAUGUGCAUCAUUGCAAGAUUGUAUAUGUCUAGCGAUUAACCUUUAUUGAUUCAUUGGUCAAACAGACUUUUUUAUUCAAUUUGUCAUGAUAAUUAAAAUCUAAGGGAGAUCCAGUAAUUAUUAUAUUCUAUGUAUUAGUUAAUGUAAAAAUAUGACAACUCUUCACUCCUUUUUAUGAAAAUUGAAGGCUUUGCAAAUUAUUAGUAUCAAUAAAAUAUUUAUUAACUGCAAAAGCAGUGAAUUUGAA